Phyllostomus discolor (pale spear-nosed bat) is the source of this 2166-nucleotide messenger RNA. RefSeq names its product Wnt family member 5B (gene WNT5B). The transcript has 5 exons. Gene Ontology annotation, cellular component: extracellular region. Gene Ontology annotation, biological process: canonical Wnt signaling pathway; multicellular organism development; neuron differentiation. Gene Ontology annotation, molecular function: frizzled binding; cytokine activity. Bases 76 to 1236 code for a protein of 386 amino acids. The record is from RefSeq and is a predicted model, not a curated record. NCBI's taxonomy places the organism in Eukaryota, Metazoa, Chordata, Mammalia, Chiroptera, Phyllostomidae.
CCAAAGAAUGUAAACGAGGGAGGGCGGUGGUUCUGUGACCACUCAGAGGGCUGGCUCACAUCUGGAAGGCAGAGAAUGAAGCCACCACACGGAGCCCAGUUUUGGAAGCCGGCAGUCCCUGGGGUCUUCCCAGGGCACUGGGGAGGGCUGAGGCCGACCAUGCCGGGACUGCUGCUGCUCGCUGCUGCGCUGCUCUCCAGCUGGGCUCAGCUUCCAGCCGAAGCCAGCUCCUGGUGGUCGUUAGCUAUGAACCCGGUGCAGAGACCUGAGAUGUUCAUCAUCGGUGCCCAGCCUCUGUGCAGCCAGCUUCCUGGGCUCUCCCCUGGCCAGAGAAAGCUGUGCCAGUUGUACCAGGAGCACAUGGUCUACAUAGGGGAGGGAGCCAAGAUGGGCAUCAAGGAGUGCCAGUACCAGUUCCGGCAGAGGCGGUGGAACUGCAGCACGGUGGACGACACGUCUGUCUUUGGGAGGGUCAUGCAGAUAGGGAGUCGUGAGACGGCCUUCACCUAUGCCGUGAGUGCCGCCGGGGUGGUGAAUGCCAUCAGCCGGGCAUGCCGAGAGGGUGAGCUCUCCACGUGUGGCUGCAGCAGGACAGCCCGGCCCAAGGACCUGCCCCGUGACUGGCUGUGGGGCGGCUGUGGGGACAAUGUGGAGUACGGCUACCGGUUUGCUAAGGAAUUUGUGGAUGCUCGGGAGCGGGAGAAGAACUUUGCCAAGGGAUCGGAGGAGCAGGGCCGGGUGCUCAUGAACCUGCAGAACAAUGAGGCGGGUCGAAGGGCUGUGUAUAAAAUGGCAGAUGUAGCCUGCAAAUGCCAUGGCGUCUCUGGGUCCUGCAGCCUCAAGACCUGCUGGCUCCAGCUGGCGGAGUUCCGCAAGGUGGGAGACCAGCUGAAGGAGAAGUAUGACAGCGCCGCCGCCAUGCGCAUCACCCGCAAGGGCAAGCUGGAGCUGGUCAACAGCCGCUUCAACCAGCCCACCCUCGAGGACCUGGUGUACGUGGACCCCAGCCCUGACUACUGCCUGCGCAACGAGACCACAGGCUCCCUGGGCACCCAGGGCCGCCUCUGCAACAAGACCUCGGAGGGCAUGGAUGGCUGCGAACUCAUGUGCUGCGGCCGUGGCUACGACCAGUUCAAGAGCGUCCAGGUGGAGCGCUGCCACUGCAAGUUCCACUGGUGCUGCUUCGUCAAGUGCAGGAAGUGCACGGAGGUCGUCGACCAGCACGUCUGCAAGUAGCUGGGGCCAAGCUCCUGGCCACCUCUCUACUCUGCCUCACAGAAGAUUAUAUUAUAUAAAUCUAUAUAAAUAUAUUUUAUAUUUGUAUAAAUGAAUGGAUGGGUGAUAAUUAAAAGAAGAAAAUGGAAAGGAAAAGCCUAUUUAAGAGACGUUAAAGAUCUUUGAGAACUGAACUUUGCUGGUUCUCAACUCUCAGUGGGUGGGACAAAGGUCGUUCCCUUUCUCCAGUGGCGACUCAGAAUGUAGGGACUUGGGAAUGUUUGCUGUCUAUCCAUUAUCCCUUGAGGAGAGAGGUGGUGGUUAGGUGGAGAAGAUGAUUCUGUCUGGAAGUCUGGAGCCUUUGCUAGGUAGAUGACUGGACUUGACCUUGGUCUUUGGGCCCAGAGGCCCUGUGGAAGGCAGCAGGAACUCAGCUUAAACCUUGGAAUCCCCAGGGUCUUGCCCAGAACAUUGAUGGGUUCUGUGAAAGGGCCAGUGCUUUCCUGGCUUUUUAUUUGUGUGCAUACUUGCAGACGUGAGGAGCGGCCCAGUGUUGUCUCUGACCCGUGACUCUACAAGGACCCACACCUCCCUGGCCUGUCUUUCCAGGGAGAAUUACUGUCCCUCCACAGUUCACUGGCUCCUGCCACAAGUUCCCUGCACCAGGAGGAAAGGGGGCCUUGGGCCUGACACAUUAGGAAAGACACGAACUGAGUAUUUGUGCCUGAGCUGCAGAAAGCCAGGCGCGUGACUAGACCGAACGAAUGUUGCACUGUGCUCCCACCCAGGGAGGGGAACCUCGUGAUGCUGCUGCUGUCACUUCCUCCAUCAGUGGAGGCCUCAUGCAUGACAGGAUGCGUAGCUAGGUCAGGCUCGGCCGGCUUGGCAUGGUCUCUUCAUCUCUGCCCCAGAUGUACAGUUUCUCUCUGACAUUAAAUACCCUCCAUUGAA